AUGCCACAAAAUAUUGGUAUUAUAAAAUUAUUAGCGGAAGGAAAAAAGAGGAAAGAAAGAAGAGAAACAAUAAUAAAAGCAAUUAAAUUAAAAAAAAUAUCCAGCACGGAAAAUCCCGAAAAAUUAUUUACUAUGGAAAAUUUCAAAAAAUAUCCUCUAUGGGAAAUUCAAAAAAAUAUUCACUUUGGAAAAAUUCCAGAAAAUAUUCGCGAUGAAUAUUUCCUGGAAUUUUCCCCGAAAACUCUUAACAUCGGUAGUUCUCGAAUUGUUAUUCGAGAAGGAUAUGCUUAUCUGGAUAUGCUUAUCCUGCAUAUCCGGAUCAUAUGUGAGCAUGUUUAG
This is a messenger RNA of Loa loa (African eye worm), 339 nucleotides long. RefSeq lists its product as hypothetical. The transcript is spliced from 4 exons. NCBI's taxonomy places the organism in Eukaryota, Metazoa, Nematoda, Chromadorea, Rhabditida, Onchocercidae. The record is from RefSeq and is a predicted model, not a curated record. The coding region runs from base 1 to 339 and encodes 112 amino acids.